AUGCCGCUGAAAGACAAAGUUAUUGAAGCUCAUCUUCAAAGCCUGUUGUCAUCAGAAGGUGAGGAUACUGACGAUGAUGAAUUAAAUGAAGAUUUUUCUGACAUCUUGAACAAAAGGCUAGAUAGGAUACAAAAUAUCACUACUGAAGAGCUCCUAGAUAUACUUAGUAAUAAAAACGAAGCAUCAUCUCAUUCCUCUGCUGAGCCUGUAACUGAAACAGGUCAAGAAAGUCAAAUAAUACAACCUGAGAACCUGGGGAUUGAAGGUUAUAAUACACCAACUAGCACAGUUGCCAAUAUUUUUGUUGCACCACCAUCUCCAGUUCAACCAUCAUCUCCAGUUCGACAACCAUCUCCGUUUCGACAACCAUCUCCGUUUCGACCACCAUCUCUAGUUCAACCAUCAUAUCCAGUUCAACCACCAUCUCCAGUUCAACCAUUAUCUCCUCCAGUUAGUGAUAUUGUCAUCUAUACUCAAUUGAUCCAAAAAGACAGAUCUUGGUCAACUAAUAUUGAAAAUCAAGCAUUUCCAGUCUUUGAAACUAAAGCUAGACCUACCACUUCUUAUAAUAACAGACAUUUGCCUAUAGAUUACUUUGAACACAUGUUUACAUCAAACAUAAUUGAUAUUCUGGUGGAAAAUACUAAUCUAUAUGCUAUAAAAAAUCAAUCAAGAAACUGGGUAGAAACAAAUAAUGAAGAAAUGCGUGCCUUGCUUGGUGUUAUUAUAAUGAUGGGCUUAAAUCCAUUGACUGAUGUUGAGCUUUAUUGGUCCACUGAUGAUUUUUACAAUAACCCAGUAAUUAGCCGAGUGAUGACCCUAAAACGUUACAAAAAACUAAUAGAAAACUUUCAUGUGAACAACCCAAACAUUGAAUUGGAACGCAGUGAUUCAAAUUAUGAUAAAUUAGCUAAAAUCAGACCAUUGAUUGGAAUUCUAAACCAUAAUUUUUCAAGCAUGUGUACUCAAUCUUCAUCACAAAGCAUAGAUGAGAGCAUGGUAAAGUUCAAGGGUCGAAGUAGCAUGAAACAGUACAUGCCAAACAAACCAAUCAAACGAGGGUACAAAAUUUGGGCACGCUGUGACUGA
Parnassius mnemosyne (clouded apollo) is the source of this 1089-nucleotide messenger RNA. NCBI's taxonomy places the organism in Eukaryota, Metazoa, Arthropoda, Insecta, Lepidoptera, Papilionidae. The record is from the annotation of a GenBank genome assembly.